CCGCGACAAAGCGCAGACGGAUGACUGAGCAGUGAGUCCAAAGUUAGUCCCCUCGCACAUAGCCUAUCCUAGCCUCCUUUAGAUUGAGCGCAUAUCCUUCCUCUUGAACUUCGUUCCUGGCCAAGUCAUCUUAAAGGGCACUCCAAGCAAUGGGCAGGGAUACCAAUGAUUUUGCCAGGCAGGACGAAGAGCUGUCUGGCGCUCGAUCAAAGUUUAUUGGCGAAGUAGACCUCCCUGAAGAUCAGGAACCACUCCUGACGGAGUCUAAGCGGCGCUUCGUCUUGUUCCCUAUACAGUAUCACGACAUAUGGCGCAUGUACAAACAAGCGGAAGCGUCUUUCUGGACUGCAGAGGAGAUUGACCUGUCGCACGACCAUUGGGACUGGAAUCACCGCCUAAACAACGACGAGCGACAUUUCAUCUCGCACGUUCUCGCCUUCUUCGCGGCCUCCGACGGAAUAGUCAACGAGAACCUCGUCGAGCGCUUCUCGAACGAGGUUCAGGCUGCGGAGGCGCGGUGUUUCUACGGCUUCCAAAUAAUGAUGGAGAACAUCCAUUCCGAGACCUAUUCGCUCCUUAUUGACACCUAUGUCAAGGAUCCGCAGGAACGCGAGCACUUGUUCGACGCUAUCGAGACUAUCCCAUGUAUCAAGAAGAAGGCCGACUGGGCUCUGCGGUGGAUCUCUGACAAGAGUUCAAGCUUCGCUGAACGGCUAGUCGCAUUCGCUGCGGUGGAAGGCAUAUUCUUCUCCGGCUCCUUCGCGUCAAUAUUCUGGUUGAAAAAACGGGGUCUCAUGCCGGGCUUGACGUUCUCGAACGAGUUGAUCAUCCGCGACGAGGGCAUGCAUACCGACUUCGCAUGUCUUCUGUAUCAGCAUCUGAGACGGCGCCUUCACCCAAGCGCCAUCCUGAGGAUAAUCACGGAAGCCGUUGCUAUUGAGCAGGAGUUCCUGACAGAUGCUCUCCCAUGUGCCCUCAUCGGCAUGAACGCACAACUUAUGUGCCGGUAUAUCGAGUUCGUUGCAGACCGAUUAUUGGUCUCGCUUGGCAACGAAAAACAUUACAAUGUGACCAAUCCGUUCGACUUCAUGGACAUGAUCUCGCUCCAGGGCAAGACCAAUUUCUUCGAGAAACGCGUCUCCGAUUAUGCCAAAGCCGGAUUCAAGACCGCCACGCAGAACAACAGUGCCACUGCAGCGACAGCACAUCAAAGCAGAGUCUUUACACUCGACGAGGAGUUCUGAGCUCACGUCUCUACGUCUACGGCAUACACUAUUGUACCAUUACCUGCUUGAUGUCAGGGGACUAUUGCUGUAUCUGUAGAAUCAGUACCGGUUUACUCCUCACCACUCUACCAUACCACGGCAUCCCCAUAUCAUCAUGGAUCUUCACCGCACACCGCUACACUCCACGUCACUCGCUUACCAUACGACUCCUAUAUAAUGCUCGGGCACACCUUAUAGACGCCU
This is a messenger RNA of Rhodofomes roseus, 1469 nucleotides long. RefSeq names its product ribonucleotide reductase. Gene Ontology annotation, biological process: deoxyribonucleotide biosynthetic process. The transcript has 5 exons. Gene Ontology annotation, molecular function: oxidoreductase activity. The coding region runs from base 150 to 1244 and encodes 364 amino acids. The record is from RefSeq and is a predicted model, not a curated record. NCBI's taxonomy places the organism in Eukaryota, Fungi, Basidiomycota, Agaricomycetes, Polyporales, Fomitopsidaceae.